AUGUCCUCCCCCAUAGGCAAGAAGCGAAACCCUGGCCUUAAGAUUCCAAAAGAAGCAUUUGAACAACCUCAGACCAGUUCCACGCCACCUCGAGAUUUAGACUCCAAGGCUUGCAUUUCGAUUGGAAAUCAGAACUUUGAGGUGAAGGCAGAUGACCUGGAGCCUAUAGUGGAGCUGGGCCGAGGUGCGUACGGGGUGGUGGAGAAGAUGCGGCACGUGCCCAGCGGGCAGAUCAUGGCGGUGAAGCGGAUCCGGGCCACAGUUAACAGCCAGGAGCAGAAACGGCUACUGAUGGAUCUAGACGUUUCCAUGAGGACAGUGGACUGUCCCUUUACUGUCACCUUCUAUGGCGCACUCUUCCGGGAGGGUGAUGUAUGGAUAUGCAUGGAGCUCAUGGAUACGUCACUAGAUAAAUUCUACAAACAAGUUAUUGAUAAAGGCCAAACAAUUCCAGAGGAUAUCUUAGGGAAGAUAGCAGUUUCUAUUGUAAAAGCAUUAGAACAUCUACACAGUAAGCUCUCUGUUAUCCAUCGAGAUGUCAAGCCUUCUAACGUGCUCAUUAAUACUCUGGGCCAAGUGAAGAUGUGUGAUUUUGGAAUCAGUGGCUACCUGGUGGACUCUGUUGCUAAAACGAUUGAUGCGGGUUGCAAACCAUACAUGGCUCCUGAACGAAUAAACCCGGAGCUCAACCAGAAGGGGUACAGUGUGAAGUCUGACAUUUGGAGUCUGGGAAUCACCAUGAUUGAGCUGGCCAUCCUUCGGUUUCCCUAUGAUUCUUGGGGAACUCCCUUCCAGCAGCUAAAGCAAGUGGUAGAAGAGCCGUCGCCGCAGCUCCCAGCUGACAAGUUCUCCGCAGAGCUUGUUGACUUUGCCUCACAGUGCUUGAAGAAAAAUUCCAAAGAACGGCCCACGUAUCCAGAGCUUAUGCAACAUCCAUUUUUCACCCUACACGAAUCCAAAGCAACAGAUGUGGCAUCUUUUGUAAAACUGAUACUUGGGGACUAAAAAGCCAUGGACUUACUGGUUGACCCUACUGUGGAUUGGUGGGUUUACAGGGUGAAGUGAGUUCAUUACAACACCAACAGGAAAAGUCAUCUUGAGAUCAUUGAACCCUGCCUUUUUGAGGGUUUUUUUCUCCCUACUUCUUCUUUUUCCUCUCCAAAGGGGGCCAUGGAAUCUCUAGUAUAGAAUGAACUCUCUAGAUGGAUGAAAUAUGAUAAAGGCUUAGGACUUGAAAAGGUAAUUAAAUAUUUAAUGACGAGUCAUAUGAGUCCUCAAGCUUCCCAGAUUUCUUGUGUUCUUUACAAAAUGAAUGCAUUGGCCCUGGCAACAAGGUGCUACAGUAGUGAUGAAAUUGUAAAGUAGAUUUGUAGUGUAUCCCACUUAUUAUUUUAAUAUUUAUGUUUCAGUGCUUGGUUGGAAAUAUUCCAUUUUAUGCAAGAAGGGAGAUAGAGAGGCAAGGCUGACUUGGCAGUAUUUAUAGGGCUUUUAUUUUGUAAGUUCAAUCUUGUCUGUGGUGCAGAGGAAGUUAUUUAAUAUGCAUCUGUGAGAAUAUUAUAAACGUCCCAAACACAGGGGCUCUUCCUGUGCAGUGUGGCUUGCAGUGGUUGUGGCUGCUGCUCCUAAACUUCACCUCAGUCCUGGGGAACCACCGCAUCUUUUGAAUGAAUUGUCAAAGUAUCUUGAUCAUAUCCCAACCCCCAACUUUGGAAGACAUGAAAGUCACUUGUAUCAUUGCUCAAAGAGUAAAAACCAAUGGGUCUCUUCAAAUUUGUGGUAUAGUUUUAGUGAAAAAUGAAACUAAUGGAAAGUGG
Messenger RNA from Onychomys torridus (southern grasshopper mouse), 1814 nucleotides. It is a transcript of the gene Map2k6, whose product is annotated as mitogen-activated protein kinase kinase 6. Gene Ontology annotation, biological process: MAPK cascade; protein phosphorylation. Lineage: Eukaryota; Metazoa; Chordata; Mammalia; Rodentia; Cricetidae. Gene Ontology annotation, molecular function: ATP binding; MAP kinase kinase activity. The record is from RefSeq and is a predicted model, not a curated record. Bases 1 to 1005 code for a protein of 334 amino acids. The transcript has 11 exons.